Messenger RNA from Sander lucioperca (pikeperch), 1910 nucleotides. Its product is annotated as gastrula zinc finger protein XlCGF57.1-like. The coding region runs from base 61 to 1833 and encodes 590 amino acids. Lineage: Eukaryota; Metazoa; Chordata; Actinopteri; Perciformes; Percidae. The record is from RefSeq and is a predicted model, not a curated record. The transcript is spliced from 4 exons.
GUUUGUAGUUUUCAGAGUUUAAUCUUUUAAAGUUGAUUUCUGUUGAGAUGAAAUCAUAACAUGCUGCUCUCUGCUGUGGAGCGGCUCGUGUCCGCCAUGUUGGAGGAGUUUAAACUAACGGCGGGAACUGAAAUCUGCCGAAAACUCAAAGAAGAAGAAGAGACUGAGGAGGAAGUCCUGGCUGAGAUGAGGAGACUCAGUGAGUCUCUGCUGCAGGAGCUGCGGAGGCUGCUGGAGGAGAAACCCAGUCAACAUUUAAAGGAUGCUGCACUCGAGCCUCAGCAGGACUCCGCCCCCCCUGCAGCUGAAGGAGACCCUCAGGUGGAGGCAAGCCACCAAUCAGAUGCCCCGCCAGGUGAAAGCAGCCAAUCAGAGCAGCCCCCUACAGCGUGCAGCAGACGGACCUUCAGCUGCCCCGACUGCGGGAAAGCUUUCUCCGCCCGCAGCAGCGUGCGCGUGCACCAGCUCACCGUGCACGCCAAGCAGCGGCCGCACGGUUGCUCCCACUGCGGGAAGGUGUUCGGCACACGCAGCCAUCUGCGCACGCACCAGACGUCCGGCCGCGGCCACACGCUCACCUGCUCCGCCUGCGGCGAGACGCUGGCAGCCAGGUGCGUCCUCCUCCAGCACAGACUCACCUGUCAGAAGACGGACGGGGGCUUCAGGUGUGCAGAGUGUGGGAAGGAGUUCUCCAAACUAAGCUGCCUGUCUGCCCACCGGAGAGUCCACCUGAAGGUCAAACCCUUCAAAUGUCCCGCGUGUGACAAAGGCUUCACCACACGCCGCAGCGUGCACGUCCACCAGCUGACCGUGCACGGAGGCCUGCGUCCGUUCAGCUGCAGCGUCUGUAAGAAGACCUUCAGCCAGCGCGGCGGCCUCCGCGCUCACCUGCGGACGCACACGGGUGAGCGGGGCCACGCCUGCGAGCAGUGCGGGAAGCGUUUCUCCAGCAGCAGCAGCCUGUCGGUGCAUCGCCGCGUCCACACCGGAGAGAAGGCCUUCUGCUGCGACGACUGCGGGAAGAGCUUCAGCGUGGCGGCCAACCUACGGCGCCACAGACUCGUGCACACGGGCCACCGCGCCUUCAGCUGCGAGGUGUGCGGCCGCGGCUUCACGCAGGCCGGACACCUGAAGGUCCACGCCGCUGUGCACAGCGGGGAGUGUGCGUUCAUCUGUAACGCCUGCGGGAAGGGCUUCCAACAGCAUGGCGCCCUGCUAGCACACGAGCGCAGCCACGCGGGCGUGAAACCGUACAGCUGUGGCGAGUGCGGGAAGGCGUUUUCCUCGUCCACGUCACUGAGACGCCACGCGCUGACACACAGCAGGCGGGAAGCGCACGCCUGCCACAAGUGCGAGAAGACCUUCACCAGCGCCCAGAUCCUGAAGACUCACCUGCUUCUGCACGCCGGCCGCAAGGCGUUCGCCUGUGACGUGUGCGGGCGCCGCUAUAGCUCGCUCAGCUACCUGAAGACGCAUCGCCGCGGCCACUCAGAGGAGAGCGCCUUCGGCUGCGCUCAGUGCCAGAAACGCUUCUCCACGCAGGCGAGCGCCAAGCUGCACGAGCGCACGCACAGCGGGGAGAAGCCGUACGUCUGCGAGGUCUGCGGGAAGAGCUUCAGCGUGGCGCAGAACCUCGUCAGGCACACACGGGUUCACAGCGGCGAGAAGCCGUUCGAGUGUGGCGUGUGCGGGAAGAGAUUCAGUCAGAAUAACAACCUCAAGUCUCACCAGCGGGUUCACACGGGGCAGAAACCUUUCGGCUGCACCGCCUGCGGACGCCACUUCAGCUCCAUGAGGAGCGUCAGAGAGCACAAGUGUGUCCCCGCCGAGUAGCGCCCGGAACGUGACAAAAUGCUCUAACACGUUACUUGAAGGUAUCUACAUAAGAGUGACGUGUAGAUAUUGUAGAG